AUGGCCGCCCAACAAAAAGUCAUCUGCUCCUUGUUGAUUGCUUGCUUCCUCUUCAACGCUGUCUUGUGCGACACAAUCCCCAGCGAUGAGACACCCGAAGGAGAUGUUGCUGAGGGUCGCACCUUUGGUCAUCACUUCCUGAAACGCAUGAGCUUUGCUGUGGUGCCCGGUGCCUUUGUUGUGGGUGUCAUCACCACCCUGUUGGCUGCUUUGACCGUCGUCUCCAUGAAGGGUUUGGGUGUCGGUGUCAUCUUGUUGGUCUUGGCCAUCGGUCAAAUGUUGUCUCGUGCCAUUCCCACCGUUCAAGCUGCUGCCUACCAUGCCCCCGCUCCCGUACCCGUAGUCUACUCUCACAGUCACACCCAACAACCCGUCUGGUUGGAAAAGGAAUGGUAA
Musca domestica (house fly) is the source of this 396-nucleotide messenger RNA. RefSeq names its product protein apnoia-like. Lineage: Eukaryota; Metazoa; Arthropoda; Insecta; Diptera; Muscidae. The coding region runs from base 1 to 396 and encodes 131 amino acids. The transcript has 2 exons. The record is from RefSeq and is a predicted model, not a curated record.